Messenger RNA from Ananas comosus (pineapple), 1153 nucleotides. RefSeq lists its product as uncharacterized. The transcript has 4 exons. Bases 231 to 785 code for a protein of 184 amino acids. Lineage: Eukaryota; Viridiplantae; Streptophyta; Magnoliopsida; Poales; Bromeliaceae. The record is from RefSeq and is a predicted model, not a curated record.
CCCCUUUCCCUACUUCUGUGAUAAAGACCCCUCCCUGCCCUCAUUCCCUCCUUCCCAGCUUUUCUCUUCUUCUUUAUUAAUUAAUAAUAACUACCCCAUCUUCAUCUUCUACAUAAAUAUAUACAUAAAUAUAUACAUAUGUAUAUUUUUAAAUACAUAGGAAUGAUACCGUUGUGAGAGGGCACCAUCACAUUUCUCUUCGUGUGAAAUAUAUAUACAUACACACACACAUGGAGGAGACGAUGAUGAGGAGGCGGCAGGUGAGCAGCAGCGGCAACAACAACAACAACAACAACAUUCCGGCGUUCGGGGACUGGGACGACUGCGACGACCUGCCGAUCACGCAGUACUUCGAGUCGGCGGCGCAGGCCGGGCUGCUGCGCGGCCGCUCCUUUCAAGAACCCCCCGCUGCCGCCGGCCACGCCUUCAAUCUCUCGGCCGAGCCCGUCUGCCCCACUUACCGCCAACACCGCCGCCGCUGCCGCCCCAACGACGACCACCCCAGAAAGCAGGUGAGGAGGAGUGGGGUGGUGGAGAGGGAGUAUGUUCAGUGUGGGGUGAAGGAGCAGCAGCAGAGGAAGCAGCAGCUGCAGGGGAGGGUGGUGGUGGCUCAGAACAUUGUUGUUGCUGCCGGCCCCAGCCCGAGAAAGCCUCCCAGGGCGCCCAAGGCUGUGGAUGAGGACCUCUACAAGAUUCCCCCAGAGUUCCUCUAUGAGAAACCCAGAAGGAAGAAGCUGCUGAGGAACCUGUGGAGUGGGUGCCUUGGACUCAACUGCGUUGCAUGAAAAUGUGGAGGGUGCUACAGGAGGGGAAAAAGAAAAAGGAAAAGAAAAGGAGAAUGUAGCACACAUUUGGAGCUUCUUCAUUUCACUUCCUGUUUCUUCACAUUUUAGUCCUUGUUCUUUUUUCUUUAUUUUGGCUCCUUGUCUUCAUCUUGAUCAAAUAGGGAGGGAGAUGUGAUGUUUCGUAGGAAAAACAAUGUCGAGUCGGUGACCAAGGAGAAGAGGGAGGAGUGUAAAAAGUGUGUGACUUGUGUCUAGUACUACUCUAUGUUGUUGUACUGAGUUUUUGUGGCUUGUAUAAUACAGUGGUAUUGGAAACUUUGAGAAGGUGCUGUGUAGUAAAAAUAGGGGGGUUUUGCUUUGCUUUUUAA